Molecule: messenger RNA, 564 nt
Organism: Morus notabilis
Lineage: Eukaryota; Viridiplantae; Streptophyta; Magnoliopsida; Rosales; Moraceae
Exons: 3
Coding region: 144-305 (53 amino acids)
Biological process (GO): proton motive force-driven ATP synthesis
Molecular function (GO): proton transmembrane transporter activity
Source: RefSeq, a predicted model, not a curated record
AUAACCUAAUGUAAUAAUAUGUGGCUCGCUCAUUGACUACAUUUGUCGACUCUGAGAUUCUAGGGCUUGGGAGGGUUUUCGCAUUCGCACACUUCUUCUUCAUAUUUUCUUCUUCGAUCCAUCUCUCCAAACAAAAGCUUUCCAUGGCUCCGCCUCCUGGACCGUACUCUGGAACCAGCACUCUCGCCUUGGUUGCUCGUGUUUCUGCUUUCUCUCUCGGGCUUGUUUAUGGAAACCUCAAGCUCAAGUACCUACAGGCAAAGGCUAAAUCUCAUAAGAAAGCUGAAGCAAAGGCGCAUCACUAAAGAUGGGGAUUGAUACAUUGCAUUAUGUUGGACAUGCGAAUAACGCAUAAUAAAAGAACGGCAGAUGUUUCGUCUUUGCUUUAAGAUUUUGUUGAUUGUGAAGAAUUUUCUUCCUAGUUCUGAGGUUUUUCCAAGAAUUGUUAACUCAAUACUUCGAGAUUUGUUUGCCUAGUUUGCCUUUUCUAAUAAUCAAAUAGGCACUUUGGUCUUGUUUUUUCCUCUUUUCACUUAUUCUAUCCCAUUCUUUGGGAUUACUAGC